GUUGGAGGCAAUUUGGAGGAAUGAUACCACAACAGUGAGACCGCUAUCUUUGACGGGACAGAUAUAACUAGCUGCAACACAAUCCCCCGGUCGAAUUUAAAGGGCCCCAUGCGGUACACCAGCUAGUAGUAAUUAGAUAGGAAAGGGAAAAAGCAACUGGAGACAAGAGGAAAGUCGUCGGUCUGGAGGAGAUGGAAGAGCGAGAGGAAGAUUGAGAUCAGGUAGUUCUACAAGGCAGAUCGAGGUUGAGUGCCGGAAUAAAGUGAGCGUGUAGUGAAGUAGACUCGACUAGACUGGACUGUAGCUUAGCUUCAGGGGAACGAACGAGAAAGAGCUGUCAAUCACAAUGCUUGAUGUAAGGUCUUCAGACGGUAGUGAGCAUGAGAUGGAAUGCCUACAAAUGGCAUGGGAUGGGAUGGGAGGGAUGGGAUGGGAUACAUUACACCGUAUCAGCCCUGUAAGAUUCCGGAUUCCCGAUGCGAUGAUACGAAGGACUGCGGCGCAGUCAUUGAUAGUUAUCGUCCCCAGAACUACGCAACAAAGUACAGGGCUCAAUUGGCCUGUUUUGGAUGCCAUUCGGAUCAUGCCAGAGGAUGAGCAUCUCGCGACUGGCCACCAGGCCCAAACCCCGCCGCAUUCUUCAACCCGAUUUCCCUCCAUCCCUGUCCCGAUAAAACAUAUCUUUGACAAAUUUCCUUGGAAAACCUACCCGGCGCAUGAGCUACCACGACGUAUCGCAAGCCACGCGGGCAAGCAUACUCUGUAUAUAUUUACUACAGCCAGAGGGGCGGAAAAGGGGACUCCAUCAUUUAACCCGCAGUGUCUGAAGUGGCAGGCAUAUCUCAAAUUUGUCAGGAUUCCUUUUGAGAUUGUUUCCUCCAAUAAUCAUGCCUCCCCAACCGGCGCGCUUCCCUUCCUUCUACCCGGGUCUGGUUCCGUCGCGGCUCCAGGGGAACCUAUGGCGCCAAUCCCUUCAAAUAAGCUCCAAAAGUGGGCUAUCGAGCAAUCCCAUGUUGAGGAGGAACAACAGUUAACCAUGCGAUUUGAUGUGUAUUCGUCUCUUCUAGAUCAUAGGAUACGAAAUGCGUGGUUGUAUACAUUCUACGUAGACAGCCAAAACUUUAACAACAUGGGACGAAAGCUGUAUGUAGAUCCAUCGACAUCAAAUCCUCUCGUUCGCGCUGUAUUAGCCCACCAGCUUCAGCAAGCUGCCCGAAACGAACUCCUCAAAUCAUCUUCCUUCAUAGACGUGGACGAUCUCGAGGCGGAAGCCAAAAGCGCAUUCCAAGCGCUGUCUUCUUUACUAGGAGAGGAUGCCUACUUUUUUGGAAGACAGGAUCCCGGUCUAUUCGAUGCCAGCGUAUUCGCCUAUACUCAUUUAUUACUGGACGAGCACCUGAAUUGGAAACAGAACCCGCUUGGACGAUACCUAAGAAGGCAUACCAAUCUUGUACAACAUCGACAACGGCUAUUGGAUGCAUAUUUUUAG
This is a messenger RNA of Blastomyces gilchristii SLH14081, 1489 nucleotides long. RefSeq names its product mitochondrial outer membrane protein. The record is from RefSeq and is a predicted model, not a curated record. NCBI's taxonomy places the organism in Eukaryota, Fungi, Ascomycota, Eurotiomycetes, Onygenales, Ajellomycetaceae. Gene Ontology annotation, cellular component: SAM complex. The coding region runs from base 347 to 1489 and encodes 380 amino acids. Gene Ontology annotation, biological process: mitochondrion organization. The transcript has 5 exons.